AUGGAUCUCGUCAAAUAUUCAACAUUUCCUAUGAUCAUUCCCCUCUCGGGUAUUCGGGGAAUCUUCCCAAAUAGACGGAAUAUUACUAUUAUGUCAAUGUCCAUUGAAUCAAUGUUACCAGCCGUCAAUUCGAACCCUUUGGUAUUCCCCGUUUAUCCGGAUGAUAUGAUGGGUCAAUCAUUUGCCUUAUCGGUGUUAACGGUGGCAGCUGCGGAAUCUGCUAUUGGGUUGGCCAUCCCGGUUAUUACUUUCCGAAUUCGAGGGACCAUUGCAGUAGAAUCUAUCAAUCGCAUGAAGGGUCGAGCAGCACCAGCACGAAUUGUUUUGGUCGUUUUUUGGGGGAACGAACUGGCCGCUACAAAUACGAAGAACUCCAAAGCACGGAACUACUAUAGCCAACCACUAGAGCUAACCAGCUAA
Molecule: messenger RNA, 420 nt
Organism: Cryptomeria japonica (Japanese cedar)
Lineage: Eukaryota; Viridiplantae; Streptophyta; Pinopsida; Cupressales; Cupressaceae
Product: NADH-ubiquinone oxidoreductase chain 4L
Exons: 1
Coding region: 1-420 (139 amino acids)
Biological process (GO): ATP synthesis coupled electron transport
Cellular component (GO): NADH dehydrogenase complex
Molecular function (GO): NADH dehydrogenase (ubiquinone) activity
Source: RefSeq, a predicted model, not a curated record